AUGCAUGAAAUCUCAUCAGAAAAUGAGCCAGUCAAUAGCUCUGAGAUCCGGACGUUUAUAUUUUUCGAUUUGGAAACAACGGGUUUGAUUCAGGGCUCGAACAUGCCCAGAAUAACCGAAAUGUCGUUAGUUGCAACAUCAAGGAAUUCGCUGCUCAGUGAGGAUGGGAAGUUACCACGAGUUAUGCAUAAGCUUCUGAUACCAUUGGAACCAUCGCAGGAGAUUCCUCCGAUCGUAUCUCGAAUAACUGGUUUAAACAAUGAUUUAUUGAAGCAUGAAAUGCAGUUUGAUCAACAAAUCUAUGAGCUCAUGAACUCUUUCAUCGGUAGAUUGUGUCCCCCUGUAUGUUUUGUAGCUCAUAAUGGAAAUGGAUUUGAUUAUCCGAUUCUUAUGUCUGAGCUGAGUCGCGUAGGAAAGGUAAUGAAUCGGAGAGAGAUAACAUUCAAUAACCUUCUACCACUUAUAUUCUUGAACCGUGUUUCCUCACAGACUUUUUCUCGGGAUAUCCUAUGCAUAGAUUCGAUAGGCGCUUUCAGGAAUUACUUUGACCCUUCUCGUGAUGGUGAGAACGUCCCUUUGAAAACUGGUGAGGUAAAUACGCAUUUUUUCGACGAUGGAUUAGAUGAUGCACUUGCUGCAAUUGUCGAUGAUUUUCGAGACGUCUCUUCAUCAUCAAAUGAACAGGACACGGCCGAUGCGAAAUAUGAAGAAGAAGGUGCGUUGCUAUGUGCUGGAGAACUGCAAAGACGAAACGAAUCUACACCAACUCGUAACAUUAGAGAUCCGAUGAAUGUUGUUCCACAUAAGAUAUCCAGAGCUAUGAGUGGAAUAGGCGUGAAGAAGCGAUUACCGUUCAGUUACGACCGACCGAUGAAUUUUAAACUACCAACUCUUUACAAAUAUUUGACGGGAGACCCUCCACAAGUUUCUCAUUCAGCAGAGGCUGAUAGUUUGUCUUUAUUGACCUGUGCAAUGAAAGUUUCCGGAACAUUUGUAAAGUGGGCCGAUCUUAAUGCGAGUCCUAUAUCAACGUUUGCUGGGAAACGAUAACAGUACUUGAUGGACAUUUUAUCAUAUCAGACGUUAUUGUUAUUGUACAAUUAUAUAUUCCUAAAAAUUUUCCGAAUUGUUGCGCAGAACUUAUUUCAUAUUCAUUGAGUCAUUGAUGACAUAUGAUGCGCUUGUGUACUAGCUUCUUUCGAUCGAAACACUGGCCCGGCUGAAAUGAGAGACGAUCGUUCUUGAACAAAUACUGUAAGACCUUGAUUUGUUUCACUUUAAAAUCAAUAAAUUCGACCCAUACCAAAGAA
Molecule: messenger RNA, 1310 nt
Organism: Athalia rosae (coleseed sawfly)
Lineage: Eukaryota; Metazoa; Arthropoda; Insecta; Hymenoptera; Athaliidae
Product: three-prime repair exonuclease 1
Exons: 3
Coding region: 1-1050 (349 amino acids)
Biological process (GO): DNA catabolic process
Cellular component (GO): cytoplasm
Molecular function (GO): 3'-5'-DNA exonuclease activity; nucleic acid binding
Source: RefSeq, a predicted model, not a curated record